AUACAAAAAGUGAAGAUGGAGAAAGUUAAGACGGAAGUGGCUUCAGGAUCGUCGAUGAGGAGGCGAAAUUCUAGUCGGAGAUUCUGUAUUUGUGGCUUCCCGGCGAGUAUAACACAAGGUUGGACUGACAGAAACCCAUGUCGACAAUUUUAUGGCUGUCUGCAUUUUCCCAGUGGAUGCAAUUACUUCUCUUGGUUUGAUGAAGAUGACGUGAUUGAGCAGAUAACUCAAACCAUCUCAAAAAUGAAAAGCAAUUUCGAGAACAAAGAGACAGUGGAUGAAAAAAAUGAAGAUGAGAUUGGUAGAGAGUUUGAAGAAAUUUAUCUUUAA
Molecule: messenger RNA, 330 nt
Organism: Eruca vesicaria subsp. sativa (arugula)
Lineage: Eukaryota; Viridiplantae; Streptophyta; Magnoliopsida; Brassicales; Brassicaceae
Source: the annotation of a GenBank genome assembly